Rhinolophus ferrumequinum (greater horseshoe bat) is the source of this 8209-nucleotide messenger RNA. It is a transcript of the gene HS6ST3, whose product is annotated as heparan sulfate 6-O-sulfotransferase 3. Gene Ontology annotation, cellular component: membrane. The transcript has 2 exons. Gene Ontology annotation, molecular function: heparan sulfate 6-sulfotransferase activity. NCBI's taxonomy places the organism in Eukaryota, Metazoa, Chordata, Mammalia, Chiroptera, Rhinolophidae. The record is from RefSeq and is a predicted model, not a curated record. Bases 124 to 1542 code for a protein of 472 amino acids.
GCGUCAGGGGCAUGGAGGAGCGGCGGGCUCGGAGCCGCGCCCCGGAGUCUCCGAAACUUCCGAGCCGGCGCCGGUCCGCGCCGCUGCCGCCGCCGCUUCGCCUGCCGGCCUGAGAGCGGGACCAUGGAUGAAAGGUUCAACAAGUGGCUGCUGACGCCGGUGCUCACUCUCCUCUUCGUGGUCAUCAUGUACCAGUACGUGUCCCCCUCCUGCACUAGCUCCUGCACCAACUUCGGGGAGCAGCCCCGCGCGAGGGAGGCCGGCCAGCCUGCUGCCCCGGCUCCCGCCCGCCGGGCACAGGUGCCGCUCGAGGAUUGGGAGCGGCGGCCCCAGCUGCCUCCGCCACCCCGGGGGCCGCCCGAGGGGCCUCGGGGGGCCGUGGCGCCAGAAGACGAGGAUGAUGAGCCAGGGGACCCGGAGGAGGAGGAGGAGGACGGAGAGGAAGAAGAGGAGCGGGACCCCGAGGCCCCCGAGAACGGUUCCCUGCCCCGGUUCGUGCCGCGCUUCAACUUCACCCUGAAAGACCUGACUCGUUUCGUGGAUUUCAACAUAAAAGGGCGCGACGUGAUCGUGUUCCUGCACAUCCAGAAGACCGGGGGCACCACGUUCGGCCGGCACCUGGUGAAGAACAUCCGGCUGGAGCAGCCGUGUAGCUGCAAAGCGGGCCAGAAGAAGUGCACCUGCCACCGGCCGGGCAAGAAGGAGACGUGGCUCUUCUCCCGCUUCUCCACCGGCUGGAGCUGCGGGCUGCACGCGGACUGGACGGAGCUCACCAACUGUGUGCCGGCCAUCAUGGAGAAGAAAGACUGUCCACGCAACCACAGCCACACCAGGAAUUUCUAUUACAUUACAAUGUUGCGUGAUCCAGUGUCUCGGUACCUGAGUGAGUGGAAACACGUCCAGAGAGGGGCCACGUGGAAAACCUCCCUCCACAUGUGCGAUGGGAGAAGUCCCACCCCUGAUGAGCUGCCUACCUGCUACCCUGGGGAUGACUGGUCUGGGGUGAGCUUGCGGGAGUUCAUGGACUGCACCCACAACCUGGCUAAUAACCGCCAGGUGCGUAUGCUGGCUGACCUCAGCCUAGUGGGCUGCUACAACUUGACUUUCAUGAACGAGAGUGAGAGAAACACCAUCCUGUUGCAGAGUGCAAAAAACAACCUGAAGAACAUGGCCUUCUUUGGGCUCACGGAAUUCCAGAGAAAGACACAGUUUCUCUUUGAGAGGACAUUCAACCUCAAGUUCAUCUCUCCCUUCACACAGUUCAACAUCACACGGGCUUCCAAUGUGGAGAUUAACGAGGGGGCCCGCCAGCGAAUCGAAGAGCUAAACUUCCUGGACAUGCAGCUGUAUGAGUACGCAAAAGAUCUGUUCCAGCAGCGUUACCACCACACCAAGCAGCGAGAGCACCAGAGGGACCGGCAAAAGAGACGGGAGGAGAGGAGGGUGCAGCGGGAGCAUAGGGGCCAUCGGUGGCCCAAAGAGGAUGGGAACACAGAGGGGGCAGUCACUGAGGACUACAACAGCCAAGUGGUGAGAUGGUGACCCCCUGCCCUCUCCUCCCUCUGGAGGGGGAGGAUGAGCAGGAGACUGACCUUCUGUGGCAUUGCCAUUCUGAGGGCAUCUGGCUGUAUGUGGCUUCGUUUGGACACCUGCUUCCUCUUUGUCUUCAGCUUUAUCCAGUGGGAGAUGAUUGGUCUUGUGCUUCUUUUUUUCCUGACAUUUUUCGAUCUGUGAUGUUGAGUAGGGUAGGAAUGCAACCCGUGUAGACCACUUUAGAAGGUCAAGGAGAGAAGCACCGAAAAGGACACUGUCUGUGCGAUCUCCUUUACGGCAGCGUAGGUUAGAGUUUGAGCAACUGGAACCCACAGAGGCACACAUGAAAAGCCAAAUGAUGGCUUGGAUAUUUGGCGGAAACUGGUCUAUUUUAUACUAUCUCUGUAAUGGAAACAUUGGUCUAUUUAAAGAAAGAGAAACAAGAAGUCCCUUACAGCCCUUUCAUGAGAUUUUAGGCCAACCCUCACUCUGCUGUUGGCUGUCACCUUUGAACUGUAUUUGAAUGUGGUUUACAUCGUAAGAAGAGUGAUGUGUUUUGUUGUUGUGGUCUCUUAAAACAAGAUUACCCUACUAUUGACCAUCCUUAUUGACAUCCUACAACGCCCUGCAUCUUAGCCCUGAGACACGCUUCCUAUCCCACAUUUUAGGGAAUGGGGAGUGGAUUCAGGACUGGGGUGCUUUUGGCCUGAGAUGUGAGCGUUGGUGGGGCAUUUAGGAGAAAAUGUGCUUAUUAACUAAUGUCUAAGGAGACAUUAGUUAUUUUACCAAGUUUUAUUUUCAAUGUAAGGAAUGAAUGAUAAGGGAGAAAAGGCGGGAAGAUAACUAUAUGUCUAAUAUUUCCAAACUGGCUACAGAACCUGAGUUUUUUAAAGAAAAAUUCUGAGUUAUACCUCUUUGGAGCAGUCAUUUUCUUUGAUCUGGUAUUGCCCGGUUUGAAAUUCUGCAAUCAGAGAGAAAAAGACAUUUAAAAACAAUUUGGCCUGAAGAAUAGGACAUUAGCUAGCAGGUAUCAAAAAUACAUAUUGGAGGUCCCUAAAUAAAUCCUAAUUUUGAUUUAGGCCAGGAGAAAUGGAACACAAUAGGCCAGGAGUUUAAAAGACUGCAAUCCUGAAAUCUUGAAUGUUUCUAGCCUGGUAACUUUUCCUCCCCACAUGGUCUUUACCUGUUGUUAGACUGUGGCUACAGCUGCUGACUCAGGCGAGAGCGUAUGAAACGGAACCAAAACAUGUGCUGCAUUGCCACGUGCUUCUCAUUUCCACUUUUUCCCAACCAACUACAAUAACACAAAGGUUUUGAAUAAUAAGGGGAGAAGUACAGAAGAGGAAAUCGAGAUCCUUUGCCUCCCAUUCAGUAGGAUCAGAGUGAGUAAAAAGUCUCACUACAGAUUGAUCUGAUCAAUCCUCUCAAGGAGCUGAAGGAAAGUGAGUGAAACUCCUAAAUCAGAUGGAAAAGCCUAUUUCAUUGAUAUCCAACAUGUUUGAUGGUUAAGCCAGCUUUGUAUAAGCCACAUCUCAACUUUCAGAAUACUCUUUCUGGGGUUGAGAGUCAAUCAACCCAUAAGCAUUCAAGGAGUGGCUGCCUUCAUGGAGGGGAGCCUACUGCCUCCAUCAAAGAGAAAUGUAGAGAAGACACUUCUCUCACUACCCUUGACUUCAUCUGUCAUGUGAGGGAGGCAUUAUUGGGAAUCUCCCUUUGGCCAGAAACUGUGGAAGGCCCUUUUCAUAUUUUAAAUCUAUUCACAACAAGGUAUGUAUUAUUAGUCCAAAUUUCACAGAUGAAAGAAGUGAAACCCACUGACAAUAAGUGCUUCCCGGUGGAUUGUACGCUAGGUCUGGCUGACUGCAAUGGGCAAGCUCUUUUUACUCCAUCAUGUUUUCCAUAUGGGAUAAAAGCUUCCUGCCAAUCAUGCAAGAAUCCAGCUGUCAUUGCCUAGAAGUGUAUGUCUCUAUCCCGUGUGGCUGCCACCACUGUGACAGCACCAAGCUGGCAGUGACUCAGAGCCAUGCUGCCUUGAGUAAGUCCAGGCCUCUCCACAUCACCUACCCAUCAACAAGCUGAGAGAUUAAUGGCAUUUUAGGUAAUUGUACGUUUUGAGCCAUAUAGGAGGGUGAGUUAAAGGGGCCAAGUAAAUAUUGCUUGUUAGUUGGUAGAGAUUAGUCCAACAAAAUAUUGUUUUCUUUUCCAAUGAAUUGUUCCUAAAUUAGGGAGGGAAGGACGAGUACAGCUGGGAUUAACAGCAGCUCUCGCUCUCGCUCUCUCUCUUUCUCUCUCUUCACAUUUUGAUGUUAGGAUAUAAUGUUCUGUCUAGAAUGGCAGGACAGCAAAUUGUCCUUCUGCCUGCCACUAUGACACAUGCAUGCACACAAAUAACAAUCCAGGGUUUUGCUAUGGGGAAAAUCAAAACAGGUUAGAAAGUAUUGAGAUGGUUUCUUUGAAACUCACUUUAAAUUUUUGGCAGAGAAUUCAUGCAUAGCUGAGACUUGGAGGCAGCCUCUGCUAACUUCACACUGUUCCUUAGGCAACACGGGAUUUAUAGGAAAAGGUUUUCCACGGCCUUGCUGCUAAAGGCGUGACGUAUGGUGCUCCACUGGAGACCAGUAUCAGGAUGUUCAGAGGAGAAACCAUCUCGUUGUGUUGGCCUGAGGCCAGUGCUGAGCAAAUUAAAAAAGACCAACAAGGGCUUCCUCCUCAGGUCAUUUCACUCUAAAGCAGCACACUUGUCAUAUCCCUGGGGUCCUAUGUUGAUAGAAACGAAGAGGUAGGGACGCAGUUUGUUCUUUGAACAUUGACUGCACACCUACCUGCUGAAUGAAGCUCAGGGAAGUGAUGCCUACAGAAGGCAUUUGGGCCUAAGGUUCCGUGGGAAGUCAGCAGCCUUAAGAUCCCAAUCCAAAUCAAUUCCAAAUACAGUAGUGUUAAAAAGCCAAGAAGAAGGGAAAAAAAGUUCCCCAGGGAGUUCUACCUCCUAUUGAUUCCUGCAACACCCAGGUAGACAUUCCUCUUCUUCUCUUGGCAAUGGCGGCUCCAGUCACCAGAUUGGGAUGAGGUGUCUGUUUAAAUAAUUGUUAUUUAUUAUUAUUAUUGACUAAGGUACAUGCUACCUAUUCUGCCUCCUUCUCAUUGUUUGGUAGCCUUCUCUUGGUAACUGAAGGGAAACUACCCUGAGAAUUAUUUGGAUUCUCUUUCUAAUAAUUAACAAUAUUAGCAAUUAGUGUUUGGCAACAGUUAAGGAUAAUCAUGUGUGCCAUAAAAAUUAGGAAAAUGUGCUUUUUAUUAUAUAAAGGCAGUAAUUUUAUCACAAAUAGUUUGAUCAAAGUCUUGAACUAUGAGGAUUUCUUCAAAAGUCUGUCUAGAGGUCCUAUGACUCUGGGAAAGAAGGUCUACCAGCUAGACCUAGCAAACAGGUGAGCACAGAUCACUAAAAAAUAAAUAUAAGUCCAUUGGAUAAGAUUCCCAUUUGGAAGAGGAACUCAAAAUACUAGUGACUUCAAUAAGAUUGAAGUGGAUACUGUCUGACUUAGAAGACAAACUGGUCGGUAAACACUGGUGUGUGACGUUACCGGAAGCCCUGUCUUGAUUUUUCAUCCCAAUGUGCAGCUUCCAACUCAUGGUCCAAGAUGACUGCUGCAGCUCCUGCCAUCUCAUUUGCAUUUAAGACAGCAGAGAGGGAAUGGAGAGGAGUUGCAUAUAUCACUUCUAGUCACAUCUGAUGGGCUAGAGCCUAGUCAUUAGCUACAUUUGCCUGCAAAGAAAGCCAGGAAGCGUCUCUAUUAUUGGUUGCCAUGUGCCUUGAUAAAUAUGAGGGUUCUAUUGUCAAAGAAACAAUGUGAAAAUUAAUACUGAUAAAAACUAUCAGUAUCUGACACAAAAGGGAAUUGAAAAAUAUUUCAAGUGCUUUUCAAUGUCAUCUGUUUUGUCAUGUUUUACAAAGGAUACGAUUAAAAUUCAUUUCUUUGUAUAGUAGUUAAUGCUUUUCAAAACAUUUUCACAUUUAGUAUCUCAGUGAUCUUCACUACAUUCUUGUAUGUUAAAUGGGACUUCUAGUCAUUACGAAGUGGAUAGUUUGACAUGGAGAUUCAGAGGCGUUGAAAGAUUUCCCCAAAAUUCUAGUUUACUAUCCAGAAAGUUGCUCAUAGCCCCAGUCUUUGAAUUUCAUAGCCUUUCCUACUACUUUAUGCUACUUGGCAUCAGUAUUGGGGUUGGGAAUUGCUAGAAUAUGAAAUCUAAAUCUUUAUUGAUAUGUAUCUUUCCUUACCUUCUCAUGGAACUGCAGUGAUUUAGAUAAUGCCAAGGAGACUGGUGGAGUUGACCCUUCACCCCCUCCUCCAGUGAAGGAGCCUGUUUUUUGGAGAUGAGGAAGCAUAGGCACUCAAACACCUCCUGUUGGAUGUCCACCCCAUCCAAUACAAAAACUGUUCAAGAUGAAGGCUGAGGACAUAUGCUCACACCUCAUUAGGGAAGCUCAGUGUUAGAAAUAUUUAGAAUUAGUAGGAGCCUGAAUAGUGAAGCAUAAGGGGUGAUCAAUAGAACCCCUGCUCUAAAAAUUUGCCUUCCUCUCUGCAUUUUCCCUAGGUCCCGGGAAUUUUAUCAGCAACUUAUUGCUUUGGUUCUUAAAGGUGUACUUUUUUGGUGUUAAAUGAGUCCCUUUGCACAAUUGCUGGAAAGAGGAAGUGCUUUAAGGUGUCAUAAGUUAACAUCACACAGAGAGUUUAUCUGAUUCCUUUUCAACUAUGACUUCCAGUUGAGAAGAAAGUCCUGUAUAAUGGGAUCAUGCAGAGGUGGAGGUUAGGGAAUAUAGGGGUAACUAUAUUAAAAAAGUAGGGCCCGUACAAAGGAAGCAGAUCUUGCAAAGGUAGAAAGAUGAGGAAUUACAUAUGUAGUAGAAAAUAUUGAAAAAUGGAAAGAGACUAAAAUACAGCUUCUGUUCUCAAGAACAAGGGGAGGCUGGAGACUAAUUCUUUUGUCCAUUUAAAAGAGCAAAAAAGAUGACAUGAGGCUCCUGAAACAGGACCAGAGCAUUGGGACAGUUUUAGGGACUGAAGGAAAGGCUGACUGAGUUGGAGGCGUUGGAUCAAAGAGAAAGCUGGGACAGACAUAGGCAGAGAAUAACCUGAUCUGAUCACAAUGGUGUCUCCAAGGUUUUCCUUUCUCAUUGUGCCUCCACCGGUCAUCAGAACUCCAGCUGAAAGUCUCCAGGCUGGAUGUCAGGGCUGGCUGAAGUCUAAUAACUACCCAGUUGUGUCACCUCUGGGGAACAUGCAAAAGUUAUUUCUCCAAGGCACUUUCAGCUUUUCUCCUUGUCCCCUUCCUCCAUCUCUACUGGACAUAAGCCUGCUCUUCUCUCAUCACAUUCACCUGGACACAUCUGAACGGAUUCCCAAAACUUUGAAUUAACCCUCUGGGCCAGUGGGGGAAGGGUUCUGAGAGCUGUGUGUUUUGUAGCCUAAUGGAUGGAAUGCACAUGGACCCAUCUUCAUGACACAUUGACAGACCCAACCGACCUUGCAGAGGUGCUGAGAUUUCCAGCGGACUGGCCUCACUAUGAACACCAGCAACAUCUGCAAGAGAAAUGCCCCCGAACUUCCAGGCAAGGACUAGAGGUAGCCUAACAGAACUGCGGAUCUGAGAAUAUGGAAGCACAGAUGUUUCUUGAGCUUAUAUUCUAAGUUGUCUAUGGAAAAGAGUGCAACUGUCAUCUUUUGACACAGUAAGUGGAAACUCUGUGAGUUCCAUGUUCUGUAGGAACUCAUCGAAGGGCCAGAUGUCAGUGCUGAAAAACUUCAGUUCCUGCCAGGGAAAACCGUGUUCUGAGGAAGCAGAGUUUGUGUGAUUUAGUCAUUGUCAGAGUUGUCUCCCACCAACUUGUUAUUUUUUUAAAUCAUGUGAUCAUCUAUUCUUUCCUUCUUCCCGCCCCCCCACCCCCAGAAGUACUUUUUUGGGUUUUGCUUGCAUUAUUUUUCAUUUAAUGUAUCAAAGUUAAAAAAAAGAAAAUGUUGGAAAGAAAAAUAUGGUGCCCCAUUUUAGAUGUAAAGAUAGUUCUUCAAUAGAUAGUAAAUUAUUUCUUCUAAGAGAUAUUUCCUUUUGUUUCUGUGCAAUAAUAUGUAUGAACUUGGGUACUAGGAGAUUGUAUUGUGACAUUAUCAAUCCUUACUGAUAUUUAAAAAAUGAUAGUUUGUAGAACUGAGGAUUUCCAUUGAUGUGAAGCACAAUUUAAUGAAUAAGUUAAUAUAUUAAACUGUUGUGGUGUCAAAAACAAUUGUUUCCCCCCCCUUAAUUUUGUCAGACGUUUUUGCAAAAUGAGAAAAGCUGGUUAAAUACUUUAAGGGAAUUGUGGAAAUUGAAUCCACAGAAUCAGCUUUGUCAAACUCAAAGAUUCAUGCUUUGGAUACAAAUGUAGUUAUUGGAUGUGAAACUUUAAAAGCAUACAGAAAGAAAAGAAAAUACAGAUUGAAACAAUUUAAAAUGUCUGAGGCCAGGGAGGAUUUCACAGGCUCUCAAACACGUAAGCUUCUAAAAUCGUGGUUCUCAGUAACCCUCCCCAUUCAUUGCAUACUCCAGGACAUUGAAAUUCACUGUGGGAAGUGCAAAAGCAACCUGAAGAUGAAAGAAUGAGGAAAAAAUUUGAGAAAGAGUGGAAGGAAAGAAAAACAGGAAU